UAGUUCUACCACAAAAAGAAGGUAGAAAAAAUGAUAGGCACUAAAAUAGUGGCGAUUCUAGCAUUGUUGGCUGCGACCAAGGCACAACAGAGUUCCAUCGAUACUAUUCUAAUACGCAACGACGAAUAUCUCAAUUCCCACAGACGUCAAUAUGCUCUCAAUAUUUGGUAUUAUGAUGUACAAAUGGAACAAUUUAGAGAAUCCUAUGUGAAACGAGUCGAUGAUAUGGAAUAUCAAAAAGAUGCUCUUCUAAAUGAACUCAAGAAUCGUGAUGAAAAUUUAUAUUCUUUAACACUUUUGAGUGACUUUAGCAAAACUUGUGUGGAAAAAUACAAGCCGUCGAUGCCGGUGGCAGCUGAUGUUAAAAAUCAAGUGGAUCGUUGCACUGACACUGCCCAUUAUAAAACCGAUAAUCUUAUAUAUACCAUGGAAGUGACAAACAAAACAUUACAGAAUCAUUACGAUAAUGUAUUUGAAAAGGAAGUCAGCCGAUGUCAGAGCAAUUAUGGGACAACCAAAACAGCUAAUUACACUUUGUGUCUGGCCAAUGCUGUAUCCGUCACAAAUGCCUUUACCCAAAGUAGCCAACAACAAUUUUCGAAUCAACUUAAAAAUGCCUAUAAUACAGGAAGACUCGAAAUAAAGACUCUUCAUGAAUGCGUUUUUGUGGUACACAAUAAUACUUUGACGAAAAUGUCGCAAGCCAAUACCCAUAUUGAUAGAUGCAUCCUUGGCAUGGAUGAUUGUGCGCAAUGCAGCAAACACUUCUGCCGUAAUGUCUAUAACAUGGCUGCAUCAAGCAUUGAUCCCAAUAGCCCUACUAUGUAUAAUCCAUUCCAGGGUCAAAGUGAAACUGGCGAAUGUUUAAUGCUGAAUAUAUACUAA
This is a messenger RNA of Stomoxys calcitrans (stable fly), 885 nucleotides long. RefSeq lists its product as uncharacterized. NCBI's taxonomy places the organism in Eukaryota, Metazoa, Arthropoda, Insecta, Diptera, Muscidae. The coding region runs from base 31 to 885 and encodes 284 amino acids. The transcript has 3 exons. The record is from RefSeq and is a predicted model, not a curated record.